Messenger RNA from Lachancea meyersii CBS 8951, 774 nucleotides. The record is from the annotation of a GenBank genome assembly. NCBI's taxonomy places the organism in Eukaryota, Fungi, Ascomycota, Saccharomycetes, Saccharomycetales, Saccharomycetaceae.
AUGGACGCCAGUCAAAGACCCGAGAUGACUGAGCAUCAAAAACAGCAAUUGCAGUUUCAGCUUUUCCAAGAUUCGCUGCCCAAAGUUAACGAAAUUGUGUAUCGAAUGCUGUUGAAUGAGGCCAUACCCAUGGCAGUAAACGUGCAAGACAGGCUUUCUGAAGAGUCAGGAGGUCAUGAAGACAAUGAAACUGAACAAGGUCUGGAACAGGAUCUGGAUGCGAAAUUGACAUUUGAUCCAUUAAAAGACCACGUCCCCUCACAUAAGCUUCUCCAGAAGUAUUUGACAGCAGAUGAAGAAUAUCAAAAUAAGGUCGACGAACGUCUCAAUAACAUAGGAUUCUUGCUGGGCCAAAAACUGUCCCAGCUGCUCAUCUUUAGCAACAAUCCCAGCCUGAAUUUCAGAGAUAUGGACCUUCUUGCCGUCAUGAAAUUUGUAUGCCGCGACGUUUGGAGACAGCUUUUUGGCAAACAGAUCGAUAACCUGAAAACCAACCACCGUGGCACAUUCUAUCUGCUUGACAAUAACUACAAACCAGUCGAGUCGUUUGCCCUCGACGAAGACAUGUCUCAAGAGGAACAGACAUUGAUAGAACCAUAUUUAGAGAUCCCAUGUGGAGUCAUACGUGGAGUGCUGGACUCUCUAGGAUUUCAAGAAAAAGGACAGGUCAUCUGCACGGCUUCAAUAACAAGCGAUCGCGAGUCUCAAAAGACCGGUUCCUCUGCCAGCUCGCGAGCAGUCCUUUUCAAUGUGCAAAUCAAUCCCGAUAGAUAA